GAUAAAAAUGCUUACUAUCGUGAGCCGCAGUCAGUGGUGUUUAUCAUUAUUUAUGUGAAUGUCAGUUUCAAACAAACUCUUUACUGUUUUAAUUAUUUAUUCCUAUAUUUGUAUAAUUAAUGAUGUCUAACGCUAAGAGAGAACAUACAGAAAGUGAUGAGGAUGACUGGGUUGGACCAUUACCUUCUGAAGCUGCUCCACAAAAAAAGCGUAAAGUUUUGGAGUACGAGCAGGUUUAUAUAGAGAACUUACCAUAUUGUGAAUGUUAUGAGAAAUCUUACAUGCACAGGGAUGUGAUUACUCACAUCUUAGUCACAAAGUCAAAUUUUGUAAUAACAGCUAGCUGUGAUGGACAUGUUAAAUUUUGGAAGAAACAAGAGGAGCUCAUUGAAUUUGUUAAACAUUUUCGUGCCCAUUUAAUGGCCAUACAAUCAAUGGCAGCUAGCUGUAAUGGCGUUCAUGCGUGUACAGUUAGUUUAGAUAAAACAAUUAAGAUUUUUGAUGUUAUCAAUUUUGAUAUGAUUAAUAUGAUCAAAUUUGACUUUAUCCCUCUGUGUUGUGAAUGGAUAUAUUCACCAGGUGAUGCAAUAUCUGCAGUAGCAAUUUCUGCUCAAGAAACAAAUAAAAUUUUUGUAUAUGACGGACAAGGAACUGGAACACCAUUGCAUGUCUUUGAAAGAUUACAUACUAAGCCUGUUGUUGCCAUGAGAUAUAAUUCUGCUUAUGAAACGUGCAUUUCUGUGGACAAAGCAGGGAUUUUAGAAUAUUGGACAGGACCUAAAAUGGAAUACAAGUUUCCUAAAUGUGUUACAUUUGAGUCAAAAUUGGAUACAGAUUUAUUUGAAUUCGCAAAGAAUAAGACUUAUCCUUGUGGUUUAGCAGUAUCACCAGAUGGUAAAAAAUUUGCUUCCCUAAGCGGAGAUAGGAAAGUCAGAGUUUUCAACUUCCGCACUGGAAAAUUGUACAGGGUGUUUGAUGAAACAUUGCAAAGGUUUACAGAGUUACAACAAAUGACGCAGCAAUUGCCAAACAUGGAAUUCGGUAGAAGGAUGGCAGUAGAAAGAGAGUUGGAUAAAACAGAAACAAAUCUGGGUAACAUAGUGUUUGAUGAAUCUGGUUACAUGGUUUUGUACAGUACAAUGUUAGGAAUAAAAAUUGUAAAUUUGUAUACUAAUCGAUGCGUUAGGAUUAUGGGAAAGCCCGAAAAUAUUCGUCCUAUGCAACUAGCUCUAUUCCAGGGGAAGUCGAGGAAAACAACAGCAGCUGUAACAGUAGAAAUGGAAGCAUCAGAGAAUCCCACAUUGGAACUCAAUCGUCCUGAUCCCACUCUUUUCUGCACAGCUCACAAAAAGAAUAGAUUUUACAUGUUCACAAGACGAGAACCAGAAGACACAAAGAGUCAGGAGUGUGACAGAGACGUUUUCAAUGAGAGACCAUCGAAGGAGGACAUUAUUUCUUCCACAGAGGCUACUAACAUGCAGAAGAUCUUCGAUACCGCUAUCAUUCAUACAACACUCGGAGACAUUCACGUGAAUCUCUUUGGCAAAGACGUUCCAAAGACAGUAGAAAAUUUCUGCGUUCAUUCAAAGAAUGGCUACUACAAUGGACACGUGUUCCAUAGGGUGAUUAAAGGAUUCAUGAUCCAAACAGGUGAUCCCACUGGAACUGGUACAGGUGGAGAAAGCAUAUGGGGAGGAGAAUUCGAAGAUGAAUUUAGACCCCAUCUAAAGCACGAUAGACCGUAUACUUUGAGCAUGGCAAACGCAGGGGCAAACACAAAUGGCAGCCAGUUUUUUAUUACUUUAACACCAACUCCAUGGCUGGACAACAAGCAUACAGUAUAUGGCAGGAUAGUAAAAGGCAUGGAGGUUGUACAAAAUAUCAGUCAGGUUAAAACGAAUCCAAAGACUGAUAAACCUUACGACGAUAUUCGUAUAGUCAGUGUCAGUGUAAAAUAAUAAUAAUUUACAAUAAAAAUAUGUAAUAUAUUUUUGUACAUCUCUGUUAUAUUCUGUAAUGUUCUAUCUGAGUAUUAUUUCGACUUCUGUUCUCUUUGAUACAGUAAUCCUCUUAUAAAGUUGUAUGUGCCUGUUAAACAGGUAAAGGCGUUUACGGCUAAUAAGUUGUAAUUCCUUGGCAAAAUUAUCCAUGAAUAUCUGAGGGAUCAUUAAUUGAUAUUAACAAUUAAUUGAAUUAAUUUA
This is a messenger RNA of Megalopta genalis, 2201 nucleotides long. RefSeq names its product peptidylprolyl isomerase domain and WD repeat-containing protein 1. Gene Ontology annotation, biological process: protein peptidyl-prolyl isomerization. Gene Ontology annotation, molecular function: peptidyl-prolyl cis-trans isomerase activity; protein binding. NCBI's taxonomy places the organism in Eukaryota, Metazoa, Arthropoda, Insecta, Hymenoptera, Halictidae. The record is from RefSeq and is a predicted model, not a curated record.